Messenger RNA from Orbicella faveolata, 387 nucleotides. RefSeq lists its product as uncharacterized. The record is from RefSeq and is a predicted model, not a curated record. Lineage: Eukaryota; Metazoa; Cnidaria; Anthozoa; Scleractinia; Merulinidae.
AUGGGGUAUGGCAUCACAUCUGCCUUUCUUGGGAAAAAAAACUUAGGAUCGUGGAAAUUCUUCAAAGAUGGCUUCCUAAAACAAGAAGACACAAGCUUCAAGAGAGGUCACACGAUACGACAAGGUGGCACCCUGGUGCUGGGACAAGAGCAAGACUCGGUCGGUGGUGACUUUGAUGCCAGUCAAUCUUUCCAAGGAAUGUUAUCGUAUGUCAACGUAUGGGAUCGAGUGCUUUCUUCUACACAAAUCAAAGAGAUGUCACAGUCUUGUCUUCCAGAUGAACGGAACGAAGGGAAUAUAUACAAAUGGACCGAUUUUCUACGCCAAGGAGGCUCAAAGCUCGUUGAACCAUCUCCCUGUCUGCCGUUUACAAGUUUAGGUCGGUGA